CAACACCAGAAUUUCGUAUGUCUGUAUUAAUGGCAAAACAAGAUCAUCAUUCUCGUACACCAAGUACAAAAAUUAAACAUUCUAGUGAUACAAGCACAUCUAGAGAUAAAAGUACUGCACGUGUUAGAGAUACACUUAGACUUGUCAAUGAAAAACCAUCAUCAACUCAUUAUGAGGCACAAUGUCAAGAUGACGACAGUGAUGCUGAAAAAUUAUCACCACUACUUGAUUCAACAGAAGAUUCUACAACUCAUAAGCUACAAAAACGUGAUAAUGUUCAUGAUGACGAUGAUGAAGAUGAUGAUGAUGAUGAUUUACCAGUAACUGAAAUUGACAGUGAUCCCCAUUGA
This is a messenger RNA of Aphidius gifuensis, 350 nucleotides long. Its product is annotated as transcription initiation factor TFIID subunit 11-like. The coding region runs from base 18 to 350 and encodes 110 amino acids. NCBI's taxonomy places the organism in Eukaryota, Metazoa, Arthropoda, Insecta, Hymenoptera, Braconidae. The transcript has 2 exons. The record is from RefSeq and is a predicted model, not a curated record.